GGAGGACAGACAUAAAGUAACCCUUGUGUGGGACAUGGUUAAGGCUAAUUUGAAUGGAAGUGAAGAAGAUGAAUUUACGAGGAUUAUUGGGCUAGAGCUCGUACAGAAGAAUGAGGAGCUCAGAGCUGAAUUAGAAAACUAUAUGGAUAUUGUAGCUGACCUUCAAGCAAUGAACCUUGAAGAGGAAACUAAGGAAGAUCCAUCAGAAACUAAGACCCCUUCAAGAAUUUUCUUGAACAAGAACACUGAGUUUCUGGAAAAAGAAAUUUCUUUCUUUAUAACUAACCUGAGAAGGAAAGCUAAGAAGAAUGGGCUAGAUGAAGAUAUGCUUAUUCCUGCUUCCAACAAAAGAGAUAUGCAGAUCGUGUCUUAUGUUCAGAACAAAUCGAAUGCUACUGAUAGGCCUGUCUCGGCAUCGACUAGAAUGUCUUCGAAAUAUGAAGAUACUCCUGACAAUGCUUCAAUGGCUUCAACCUUUCCUAAUGGGUUUGCAGGCAAGAGUGGCAAGAUGAUUCCCCAACUUCCUUUUGAUAAAUGAGUACUCGAUUUCGGUAAAAGUGAAAUCGAGAUUGUCAAAGAAAUUGCAAAGAUUAUUGAACAAGAAACAACAGAGUUAGAGGAGGAAAUCCAAGUCCAACAAGACCUCGUUAUGAACAGAGGCAAGCCUAAGGAGCUGCCAAAACCUGUUGAAAUAGAAGAGCCUUCUACAAAGGAACUAUUCGAAUUCAAAUCUAGGCUUGAGGAAAAAUUCUUGAACACCGGUAAAGAGGAAAAUAAUAAAUCUGAUUCAUUCAAAAUGAAUAAGUCUAAAAAUCAACUGCCAUCGUUAAAAACUAAGAAGGUGAAGCUACCUCUGAAGAUUAAUAAAUAAAGCAAUUGAAGAAAAUGGAGAAGACAGAAGCAAAUGUUUGCCCAAAACUGGGAAAUCGUUAAAAUUCAAAAGGUCAGAGACAACCAAUGGGAUUUCUCGCAAGAGAAUUAAAAUCAAGAGAGCGGAUUCAAACGGUGGGACACCAGGGAAGGAUAUCUCAACAAACGGCUUAAAGCUGAGGAAAAGGAAACCCCUAACAACUCUUCCUGGCAAGAGAGCGGCUAGUCGGCCUGCUAUCAAGAAGGAAAGCAUUUACGGUCUUGAUGUUGACUUCUUGAAAGACAUCGGUAACGAAGAUAUAGUCAAGGAAUAUAAACAACAUCAGAAGAAAGAAGUUGAAGAUAAAUAUCAAAAGAAAUCUGGAUGCAUCCUUUCACUAGAACAGAAGUUUAAGAAGCCGACUAAACUGAGAGAGAUCUGCAAGGAGUUUAGAGAUGGAAUGUAAGCAUUUUGUGACAGAGGUUUCAAGAUAAUUCUGGCUG
Molecule: messenger RNA, 1353 nt
Organism: Moneuplotes crassus
Lineage: Eukaryota; Ciliophora; Spirotrichea; Euplotida; Euplotidae
Source: the annotation of a GenBank genome assembly